CAUAGAAACCGUGUCUGUUUACAACCACUCCUUUCAGCAUGGCUCCAUCUCCAUGUUUGCAGCUUGAAGUAAUCGGCUGCAUUACAGAUCCAACGUUUUACCAGGCAAAAUGUGCAGCAGAGGAGCUGAAACGGACAUAUCCUUCUGAAAUCAGUGAGCCAGUCAUUCGCCCACUUCUGGAGUUUGCCUGGGAUAUGUUCUUAUCUCAGAAAAAGAAGGAGCUUAAAGGUGACAUGUGGGGCUUCUCCUCCCAUGUCAUGUGCUUUAUCAAUGGCCAGCUUAUUGGAGAUGAGAAAGAUUUCCUCAAGUGGGCAGAAAAUGUAUUUGGCUAUGAAGAUUUCAGACCAAAAGCUCUAUAUGAUGCUAUAGCUGAAGAUUUUUAUUCUGACUACCUGAAGGACAGUCAGCAUACAUUUGUUUACAUGGACAUUUCCAUUGAUCAGAAACCCAUUGGGAGAUUGUUAUUUGAGCUUUUUACAGAUGUCUGUCCAAAGACUUGCAGAAAUUUUGAGGAACUUUGCACAGGAGAGGCAGGUUUCUCUCCUACAAACAUUCGACUGUGUUAUCAAGGAAGUAUAUUUCACAGGCUGGUGAAGGAUACUUGGAUUCAAGGAGGAGACAUUCUCAAAGGUAGAGGAGAUGGUGGAGUAUCGAUAUACGGAAAAACAUUUGAAGAUGAGACCUUUGCAAUCUCUCACUGCAAGAGAGGAAUUCUUGGAAUGGCUAACAAGGGACGGCACACGAACGGAAGCCAGUUUUAUAUCACACUGCAGCCAACUCUUUGGAUGAACACCAAAUUUGUAGCUUUUGGACAACUGGUAGCAGGCACAGAGGUUCUCGAGGAAUUGGAAUCAGUUUCCACGUAUAAUGAGAGACCAACAGUGGAAUGUAAAAUCACAGACUGUGGCCGUAAUUCUCCCUAAAUGUCAUUACUCUUAGUUUGGCAAACACAUUAUAACCUGGGUCUCUUGUCUAUUAUUUAUUAUCCUCACGGUUACAUGUUUCCUUGUUUGACAUAUACAAUGUGGGGUCUUUAAUACUCUGUGGUAAAUUAUAUAUGAAUGAAGGUGAAGAUUAUCAAUGCCAACAGACUUGGGAAAGAGUUUCAUAAACUCUAAUCAGAAAAAAAAUUCCUAAUCUGAGGCUGCAACUUACUAUUGCUGGUAUUUGCAUAUUAAUCCUUGCCGUGUGGAAGUCCUGUGUCUGCUAGUUUAACAAGCAAGACCCCUCAUUACUUUUCGGAUAUAAACAUGAACUAACUGCACAGAGGCCAGUAUCCCAUCACCAAGUCGCCCUGUAUAUACUUGUGCACAGUACACCAACAGCGGCCCAACCAGAUCAGAGUCAGUCGCUGAAGCCAGGAGAUUCUAAUUUCCUUGUUGUACUGGUCAGCCAGGGCUUUCAUGAUUGGCUCAGGUUAACAACCCCAGUCAACAACUUUGCUAUCAAAGAGGUCAACCCAGUUCCAAACUCCCCACCGCUCCCCCACUAAAUCCAGGGAUGUAAGCCUGGAUUUUCACUGUAGCUUUUCCUGCAAUGUUUUUGUCCCAAGUCCAAUUCCUCUGAUUCGGACUGUGAUACCGUUGCAUUUGUAUCCAUGGGAACUGGGUGACCAUUUAACCAAACAUUAAUUUUAAAUCAGUUUCAAUUUGGAUGUAGCUAAGCAACUUAAUCGUUCCAACUCACAUUUAGGGGAUUUCCUAUAGUGUGAACUGUCCUGGGUACAUGUCUGUAAGCUUUUUUACUCAAGUUAGGCCUUGUAGGAUUUCUUCGCUGUCUUAAGUCCGCAUACCAGCAGCAACUACAAUCACUUGCCGGCCCAGAUCCUGAAAAACUUAUUAGCCACUUGGCCAAACAUCAUCAGUGUUAUGGGGUUCUGCUGUUGUCUGGCCUAGGGUCCCUCUACUCAGGAUGUGCCCUGUGUCAGGUCUGUGAUUGACUUCACUCAAGUGGCAUUCCACAGAUCAAGUCAGAGAGGUGAGGGUGUCCUCUUCGGUUGGGGUGCCCUGUAGCUCCCAUGCCCCCCUUGCUGCAUUUUCUAAUGUUUGAAGUCCAGUUGGACUUCAGCUAGUAGGCACUUCUAUAUGGUUACAUCAUUAAUCUGACAUAUCAAGUGUCUCUCAGCACCUCAUUCAGUGUAACCCAAAAUCAUAAGCUUCUGCCAGUCAUCUCAACCUCGUCAAAAGUCCCAGUACAGAUUCUCCCCAGUUCUCAGAAAGCCAAAUACAGCCAAUAACAUCUCAGAAUUAGAGGAGACAGCAAGAACUGCAGAUUCUGGAGUCAGAGAUAACAGUGUGGAGCUGGAGCAACACAGCAGGCCAGGCAGCAUCAGAGGAACAGGAAAGCUGACAUUUCAGGUCAGGAUCCUUCUUCAGAAAAAAUCUGAAAUCUGACAGAAAAGAUAUUGCAUUCUUUCCAUAUACUGGGCCCAGUCUUUGACAACAGGAUCAAAUGAGUCAAGCUUUCCAACUAAAGGCAUGGGGCCAGAAAUGCUUACCCCAAGUCCAGGAUGACAGUUGCAAGCAAACAUUCUUCAGGUACUUCCUUUGAAUGUUGUAACUUUACCUGUAUCCACGACUUCCUCUGGAAGUUCAUUUCACACUUGAGCCACUCUCUGUGAGAAAGUUGGCCCACAUGUUUUGUUUAAAAUCUUCUCUCACUGUUUCCUCUGGCAGCUCAUUCUAUACAUGCUCCACCCUCUGUGUGAAAAUAUUGCCCUCAGAUAUCUUUUAAAUCUUUCCCUCCCACUUUAAACCUAUGCCCUCUAGUUUUGGACUCCCCUACCCUAGAAAAAGACCAGGGCUGUUCACCCUAUCAAUGCCCCUCAUGAUUUUAUUAUCUUCUAUAAGGUCACCCCUCAGCCUCCUACGCUCCAAGGAAAACUGUCCCAGCUUGUCCAGCUUCUUCUUAUAACUCAAAUCUGUUAUUUCACAGGAACAUAAAUCUCAUCUAUGAAGCAUCUUUAUACUGUUAAUUGGUAGCCCUAAAUUACUGCUUCAAGCUUAAUUAGUAAUUCAUACAUAAAUGCAAAAAUGUUUUGAAACUUCCAGGGAGGUUAAGAGUGACUUGUGGUUAUUCCAAGGCCAAAUUGUUCAGCAAUUUGCAACCAUUCACAAAGCAUGGAUUACCUCUUUAUACAAAUUUCUGGACAGUUUACACACUAAUAAAGAUGAGCUCAUUAAACGAA
Messenger RNA from Stegostoma tigrinum, 3187 nucleotides. RefSeq names its product peptidylprolyl isomerase (cyclophilin)-like 6 (gene ppil6). The record is from RefSeq and is a predicted model, not a curated record. Bases 39 to 923 code for a protein of 294 amino acids. The transcript is spliced from 8 exons. Gene Ontology annotation, biological process: protein peptidyl-prolyl isomerization. Gene Ontology annotation, molecular function: peptidyl-prolyl cis-trans isomerase activity. NCBI's taxonomy places the organism in Eukaryota, Metazoa, Chordata, Chondrichthyes, Orectolobiformes, Stegostomatidae.